AUGCGGGGCUGAGCCUGCGGCUGCUGGUGGUGAUGCUGCCGGGCUUGGUCCUCGCGUCGGCCGGCAGCUGCGGCCUGGCGGAGCUCUCCUGCCUGGACGGGCACUGCGUGGCCGGCGACGCCUACUGCAACGGCCAGGACGACUGCGGCGACGGAAGCGACGAGCCCAGCCUCUGCACGCCCUGCAACCGUACCUACCACGGUCGGGAGGGUCACACCUACCGACUGAACAUCUCCAGGCCCUCGAGCUCGCAGCUGCCCUUCCUCUGCCACCUGACCUUCACCGCCGGCGGCCAGGGCUACGGCGAGCUGGUGCAGCUCCUGUGGGAGGCCUUCAGUGUCGGCAGGCUGGAGCCCGACCCCUCGGCCUUCGUCCCCGGGUGCCCCGAGGGUUCCUUAGAGCUCGCCGAGCUCAAUCGGCCCUUCACCGGCGGCUCCUGGUGCGGCGGCUUCAAGGACUCGGCUUCUUACUACAGCGAGACCAGCACCAUCACUGCCUCCAUCAGGCUCUUCCAGGCGCCGCCUACGGUGCCCUUCGAGUUCAGCCUCAGGUACCGAUUCGUGUCGAGGGGCGAGGCGGUGGCCCGUCUUGGUCGUCCUGAGGUGCCCCUCGAGAGAGGAUCCCCGGUGCCCGGGACUUACUGCUCCAGGAACUUCUACGAGUGCCACCAGAGAGCAUGCAGGGUGCAGAGUCCGAACUACCCCGGCGAGUAUCCCCGGAAUGCCACCUGCCUGAUCACCCUGCGCCAGAAGGAGGUGCCUACGUGCAAGCACGCGAUGAUGUCGGUCCGGCUGAGCCCGUCCGGAAUCGUCGGGCCCGGGAGAAACGGCUCCCUGGCCGUGUGGCAGGACUGCGGCCCCGACAAGGACCGCCUCAUCUUCAGGGACGGCGCCAGGACCGACGACCCGGUCCUCCUGGUCUACUGCGGCGGACCGCUGCCUAGAGUCACCUCCCGGGGGCCUAGCAUGCUGGUCGAGUUCCGCAGCUCGCCCCUAGCUAUGCCUCUCGGCGCCUCCACCCUGAGGGUCGAGCUCGAGACUCGGGUCGUCUACGUAGACUCCGAUGGCCUUGACUACGCCAGGGGCUCUCAGGGGUGCCACUUCUUCGUGAACGGCACCGCCAAGAGGAGCGGCGUCCUGAGAGCGCCACUCCACGCUUUACCGCCGAACACCAACUGCACCUGGAACAUCCGCGGGGCACCCGGCGACCGGGUCUGGGUCUACUUCUCGUCGUACUUCCAGCGCGACCUGACGGGGGCGCCGGAAAACAACGCGACCGUCUGGGCCCCGGACGGGUCCUGCGCGGUCAGGAUGACCAUCUGGGACGGCAGCUACGUGUCCGGACUCCCCAUCGCCAGCCUCUGCGACGAGACCCCCAGGCUCUGCGCCCAUGCGGCCUUAAGGAACGCCACCAGGGCCACCAGGCCCUGCGCCAAGGCGGAGAGCUACGUCUCCGGGGCUUCCGGCAUGACCCUGCACCUGGAGACCGGACCCGACGGUACCGCCCUCCACACCGUCAACUUCCAGGCGCACUACGAGUUCAUCUCCACGCAGCAGGGCGGCGAGCCCUGGGGUGACGGACUGUGCUCGAGGAUCUGGAGGAAAGUGCGAAGCGGCGAGGUGACCUCCCCCAGGGACGUGCGACUCUUCGGCAGAGGUGGGGCCUCGAGGAUAGAGUGCCGGUACAGAAUCGAGGCCAGUAGCGGGGAAAGGGUCAGGUUGACCCUGCACAACGUCAGCCUGGGCGAGUCGACGACCUGCGCCAACGAGCCCGAUCCGCACACGGGAAGACCCAGGUGUCUCCCCGAGGCCGGCUCCAGGGAGGCCCGGCUGACCCUCUUCGAGGCACCCUGGAGGGACGUUCGACUUUCUCGCGCCUGCCUCUGCGACAACACCUCGCACCUCCCCUUGACCCACGUGUCCACUGGACGCGCCCUGGAGGUGGUCUUCCUCGUCGACCAGCAGGCCCCCCACGAGGAUUUCGAGACUCUCUUCUUCUAUGCGAGUUUCGAGCUCGUCCGCGCACCCGAGUGUCCCAGGAAGCAGCGGAUCCGGGGAGAAGGUGGGGAACUGCGCUUCGUGGCGCCGCCUCUCUCCAGGCCGGAUAUCUACUGCGAGGGUCUUCCUUGGUUGGUGGAGGCCCGGGAGAACAGGUCCCUCUUCGUGCUCACCUGGGGAUGGUUCCUACCCCUGGAGCCUCUGCCCACCCCCGAGGGCACCGAGGGUGUCCCCAGGUGUCCCACGACCAACCGCGUGCUCCUCUACUCGGGCUGGCCGCCCCGGCUGCUCAAGGUGGUCUGUCCAGCCGAGCCGGGGUCCCGCGACUUCACGGUCCACGUCUUCUCCGAGGAGUGGCUCGGCCCGACCUCGGAGGGCCGCCACCCUGGGCCCCCACGACCCCCGGCCCUCAUCCUCGACUUCGUCGCCCGCGAGUCCGGCCAAGCUGCGGCCUCCUGGCUCGAGAUCUCGAAGACUCGGUCCGCCCUGAGGAGGCACCUGCGACUCCCGGAGAGGGGCCCCGAGAUCGAGGGCAACGAGUCCCUUACCCACGAGGACUGCGCCCAUAAAUGUCCAGAACUCGGGGCUUGUAUAUCCCCCAGCCUCUGGUGCGAUGGCAGGGUGCACUGUCCUUCUGGGCACGACGAGGCGCAUUGUGGGAACGGCGCUCGUCUUCUGGGACUCCUGCCUCCUGCCAUGUGGUUCAUGGUCGUCGGUGUAACCGGCAUCGCCACCGUCUUCGCCUGCCUCAUCGCCAUCCUCGUCGGAAGGUCCAAGACCCGGACGAAGCGGCUCCAUUAUGACGGAAAGCCCUGCAAGCGGCCCAGGCGAGCCCCCACCGAGGAGACCCUCCUCGACGCGGCUUCCUGACAGCAGACCCCCGGUUUCGUGGAGUACAUCCACGUCGACCGGGAGACGACGGUCUAGGGUCGCGAAAGUCUGGAGACGCGGAUGCUCCGCGUGCCUCGCCGUCCA
Messenger RNA from Orussus abietinus, 2972 nucleotides. RefSeq lists its product as uncharacterized. Bases 33 to 2867 code for a protein of 944 amino acids. Gene Ontology annotation, cellular component: plasma membrane. The transcript has 7 exons. NCBI's taxonomy places the organism in Eukaryota, Metazoa, Arthropoda, Insecta, Hymenoptera, Orussidae. The record is from RefSeq and is a predicted model, not a curated record. Gene Ontology annotation, molecular function: protein binding.